Messenger RNA from Glarea lozoyensis ATCC 20868, 1263 nucleotides. RefSeq lists its product as uncharacterized. The transcript has 3 exons. Lineage: Eukaryota; Fungi; Ascomycota; Leotiomycetes; Helotiales; Helotiaceae. The record is from RefSeq and is a predicted model, not a curated record. The coding region runs from base 1 to 1263 and encodes 420 amino acids.
AUGUUGACUGUCAAUAAAGGACUUCCACGAACAUCAAACGUACCAGGCAGCGGUCAAGCCUUGCCAACACAUGUUUUGAGACAUAGAGAUUAUAGAUUCGUGCGAGAGUGUCCAAGAGAAGAGCUACGAUCAGUUCAGAGUUGGAGACGUGCGAGGAGAACGCUUGUCAUGCCGCGACCGCCUAUGAGGGAUGGUGAGGAAGACAUGGUUCGUAGGAGUAAUGAGAGCUUAGAUGCUUAUUUCGCGAGACGAGAGAGGAGUGGUUUUAAAAACGGGGUGAGGAUCAGUGGUCGUGUUGGUUGUGUGUCUUAUUCUAUGGAGGCGUUUUUACACUGGCAAGCUUUGCGACAGCCGAUGAAGCAGGAGACUCAGAGCACCGGAUCAUUGGAAGAGCGCAACUCAGUUAAGUUCAGCAGGUUUCUGCAACUACCCACAGAAUUACGAUGCACGAUCUGGAAAUUGGCAGUCAACUGCAUCGACCCACGAAUCGUUCGCUGGCAUCCAAAAGCCAAGGGGAAUAGAGUACCAAGUAUCCUUCAUGCCUGCUUUGAGAGCCGCAAUGAAGCUAAAAAGUCCUACCAUCGCGUAGUAUGCAAUGACCCUGCAUAUUCAUAUGCUUCCGGCUCAGGAUACGCUCUUUUCAUCAAUUACGAUAUCGAUGUUUUGUACCUAGAUAUAGUCCCCAUUUCGGCACGAAAAUCUGGAGUCGUGGAAGAUGGCAGUACUUCAUUGCCGAUGGAGUUCCGCGAUAUAGCUUCCACUAAUCUUGACCGUGGACAAAUUACACAAUUGAUGCUCAGCGAAAGUUACUUGCAAUCGGCGACAGCAGGAGAUUCACGCCCUGGCUCCUACGGCCAAACUUCUUCUCUAUGUCUUAAAUUCCAAAAGUUGAAGUCCGUUACAAUAGCGGUCGACAGCGUGGUGCCAGACCCCUGCCCAGAUAAAUUCUCUCCGAAAAUGGCAUAUGACCUUUCAAACUACAACUGGUCACUCACCCGAUCAUGCCGACGAGACUAUGGGAGGAUGAUAUCCGCUUUCAUUGUGAAUUUAGAGGCGAAUCGACGCUACUCGCCUGAUGAAAUUGCGUACCUGAAGGCUGAGAAAGCUAGAGUCGAUACUGUGAGGAUCGUCAAAUUCAACUACCGCGAGCCGUCUCGCUCGACGGAAUAUUGCCGAAGGCAAGGACCCGAUCUUGUCGGAGAAGCCAUCCCAGUGCAUUUAGGUUUCCCCUGGAAUAUGAAUGAUCCUCCGAGACAUCGAUGA